AUGGCGAAGAAAUCCAGCGCAAAGACCAAGAAGUCCACCAAGAAGACGAGUGGGGCACAAAAGAGAGUGCGUGGCAAGGGCGGCCGUGCCAAGCAUGCCUUCAUGUGUUUCUCCAAGGAGAAGCGGAAGGAUGUCCUGGCGGAGGUUGGCCUGAAGGACGCACCUGAGAACUUUGGUGCUGCUUCCAAGGCGCUCUCGUCCGCCUGGGCCAAGCUCAACGAGGCGCAGCGGAAACCCUUCGAGGCCUCGGCGCUGAUCGAUCGCUGUCGCAAGGAGAUCUCCGAGCUCCGUGGGGCUAAGUUGAAGGACGCCAAAGGUCUGGAUGAAAUGGCCAGCACGGUGAAGAAAGGCGUCCAGACGCUGGCGCAUCUCAGUGACACCUCCCUGGCGGCCGUCUUGCUGGAGGCUUUGGAAUCCCUGGAUGCUCGCCUUGGAAAUGCGGGGCGCGCCAGACUUUCGCAGACCUUCCGCGGAGGCGCCCGCGCGCCCGAAGUGCUGGCAGCCUGUGCGCAGCUGCGUUCUGCGCAGCUGGGAGGGCGCCUGGUGGCGUUGCUCAGGAAGUGGUCCUCCGUCCCGGCCUCCCAAGCGCGACCCACGCCAACGAGUCGACGGACGCAGAAAGUGUCCGUGCCCAGCAUCGAAGCACCUCCCGUGGUGAUGCCACGUGGUGAUACUGCACUGGAUGACAGCAUGCGAAGCAAGUUCGUCGGUAUUUUGAUGCGAACAGUGUCACAGACUGACAAAGCCUGCUUUGAUGCCUGUAGCAAGAUUGAGCGAGCGCUCUUUGAAAGGUGUGGCAAAGAUCCCAAAGAGUAUCGCCGAAGAGCACGCAGUUUGAGUCACAAUUUGGGUUCCAGCGAUGGACAACUCCUUCGACAGGUCUUGAGCGGCGAGCUCACCGCCGAGCGCCUGGUGGCGCUGGAGGGAGAUGAUCUGGCUCCGGAGGCGGUUAAGGAGGCUCGGAAGGAAGAAAGGGAGCGCUACUUCCGUUCAGAGGGGUGGCCCACCCAUCCGAGACCGAACUGGUGGAAGCGCUUGGUUGAAAUUCGUAUGACAGGCGCAAUGCAGGUCUUGUCAAAUUGCCUGACCGCUCUGGGUUUGGUGACGCAAAAAAUGGUGCACCUCCAAAAUGAGAAGAGCGGGAAGAAAUGGGCCAACUACUUUAGACAGCCCUGGUGGAUAGCGGGCAUGAGCUGUUUCCUGGUUGGGCAAGCUGCCAACAUUCCGGCUAUGGCCUUUGCUCCGCAGACCAUGCUCAGCUGUUUGGGUGGCCUUGCACUGGUCUUCAACUCGGUCUAUGCGCACCUCUUGCUGGGCGAAACGGUGAAGUGGAAAGAAGUCCUGGUGAUGUGCACCAUGGUGGUGGGAACUGUUCUGGUGGUCAGCGUGACCCCGGUUUCCAAUGAAAAGAAGGUCUAUGCCAAUCAGAUCUUCCACUCGAUUCUGAAGCCCUCCUUUCUCAUCACUGCUGGGGGUGUGGUAGUGGCAUUGAUCUGUUUGAGGGUCCUAUCGAAGUUUCGGCCCCAUCCGAUGAAGAUCAUCUUUUUGGGGCUCACCUGUGCUGCCACGGGCAGUUACUCCAUGACCUUCUUCAAGUGUGGAGCGGAGGUCGUUAGCUCCACCACCAGAUGGUGGCUGAAUGCGGAGCUGUAUGCGCUGGCCGUGGUUGCUUUGGGUAUUGUUGUCAUUCAGAUCAGCAGCAUGAAUCAGGGCCUGAGACAUGGAGACGUCGUCAUUGUCGUUCCCAUCUUUUUUGCGCUGGGCCUUCUCUUUAGCCUCAUCCAGGCCCAACUGGCCUUUGGUGAGUUGAACGACCUCAGAGGAAUCCACCACAUUGUGAUGUUCGUGACAGGGGUGCUGAUGGUGAUUGGCAGCACUUUUGCACUGCUGAUGCUUCACAGAGAGGAGGAAGAUUUUGAAACCCCAGUGGAUCCUGAGCAGGUGCCACUGCUCCAUCGGAAUUACAACAGCGAGCCAACCUUGAAGCGAGAUCACUGGAGCGUCACUGCUCUAAGCCCAUUAGGACUGCCGGGUGGAAGCGUUGAUAAUAUUCAUGAGCUGAGUCUCAUCUCUGUGACGGGCCCUAUGGGCGUGGCGUGA
This is a messenger RNA of Cladocopium goreaui, 2100 nucleotides long. NCBI's taxonomy places the organism in Eukaryota, Dinophyceae, Suessiales, Symbiodiniaceae. The record is from the annotation of a GenBank genome assembly.